This is a messenger RNA of Schistosoma guineensis, 1591 nucleotides long. NCBI's taxonomy places the organism in Eukaryota, Metazoa, Platyhelminthes, Trematoda, Strigeidida, Schistosomatidae. The record is from the annotation of a GenBank genome assembly.
GCAUAUUCAAACACAGUACGUAACGUAUGAUUGUUGACGAAUAUCCCCCGAAUACACGAUGUGAGCGGGAAAAAUAGACAUUUCCCCAAAAUAACCGACGUAAAGCGACAUUUCCCCUUUAUUUUCGCUUUCGUCCGCUUCAUUUCCCCUUAGUUCGCCUUUAUUUCCCCUAUAUUGGUUGCUUGGGGAUUCUGAGGAAAUAUUGUGGAAUUCCCCAAAACAGGUUGCAAGCUGCUGACGAGAAUCCACGAAGUAAAUGAACUCACCUUUGCUACUCUUGUUGUUCUUGCUUGGUUCAAAUUUCCCAAUGCGAAGAAUUGUAUGAAGAAAUUAACAAGUUGAAAGUCGGGAAAAUAUCUCAUUAUUUGGUUAGUUACAUAUGUCAUCAAAGAAACCACCCAAAGCAUUGUACGUUCCACCAGCUUUAAGAGCAAACAAAAAUGCGAGCGAAGUCAAAAAAGAGUUAUCCUUUUUAGAAUCUCCAAUAUCAUAUGCUUCUGUGAAUGAACAAACUGAUGUAGAACAACAAUUAAAAUCACUUACACUUUCUGACAACUGUAUUGAUGAUGACGAAUGUGUAUUCAAAAAAAAACUUUUUAAUCAAAAGCUGUCACAUAAUGAUAGCAACAGUGAACCAGUCAUAAGGUUGAAAGAUUUCCAACAUAUUUUAGAGUUAUAUAACUUUUCAAAAGACUUUCAAAAUUUUCACUUGGAAGCGGAACUCACAGGGUUUGAGGAUAGUGGAUUUUACCUUAAAUGGGUCGAUGAUACUCAUUGUUUAGCUGUAUUUUCUUCAAAUGAUGAAGCGAAUCGUGCAUUGGCUCAAAUAUCAGGACUUUUCAUGAAGGCUCGUAAAAUUAAUGACGCUUCUUUGGCUAGCAAGUUGAAGAUUGCUCGUUCACCUGGUGACUGGACUAUGCCCUAUAAAAAACGACCAGUUACGACUAGCUCAACAGCUCGAAGAUUAAUUUCCAAUCAUUUGGGUAUUGUUCCUACUAAAAUCAAAUCUCCUGAGGAAACUAUGAAAGAGGAACAAGAUAAAGCUCUUUUACGAGAAGCACGUGCUCGUGCGGAAGCUAUUCGUCAGGCACAGAAAUCUCUAUGGGAAGACGAAUAAUGUGACAAUUACAAUUAUGUUUUAGAAUUAUUCCUGUAAAAAGAGUGACUUUUUUGCCUUUGGAAUCCUUUUUAUUUAUAGUGAGAAAAAAUAUCUUUGCAUUUGACCAAAAAUUCAUAUCAUAAUCAUUAGUUAGUAUCAUGAGUAAUAUCUAAAUUAUAUUUUUUCCAACACUGACUUGUUAAUUUUUCAUCUUUCUACUCUGUCUAUCUGUUUACAUGCGAACACUUUAUGCCUUUUCGCUUGUGUAGUGUAAAUUGAAUAUAUCAUCAUGUGUAUCUAUUUGACAUGCUUCUUGUUACUUUUGCAAAUCAUCUAAUUGUAUUUUUAAUAUGUUUCUUUCUUGUUCUAUAUAUGCGUUUAUUGUAAUUUGUUAUUUUCUGGUGUUAAGUAUGCUUUUUUUAUUUCACUAGGCUUCGGAUUGUAUUUUUUUCGGUUUAUAUUGAUCUUAGAAACAUAAAAAAUACGACAGGG